AUGGCUAUCUAUUACGAGUUGACUUUUGGUAUCUUGGUGGUUGAGAUGGUCGCCUUUGGCCUCUUAGUUCUACCCUUACCUACACGUUGGAGAUUCACCAUGCUGAAAUUCGCCUCCACAUCGUUUAUUAUGGGCAAAGCACUCUAUUUAUUAAAAAUAAUUUUCGGCUUUAUUUUCGUACUUUUUAUCGAUACCAUCAACCGUCUUCAACGUAUUGAGGCUGAAAUUGAAAGUGAUAAAGCGCGUAACCAUGAUUACAGCUAUGACACAAACCUCAAGGCGAAGAGAUUUUAUGCUCAACGCAACCUAUACCUCACUGGUUUCACACUUUUCUUGUCUUUGAUUUUGGAUAGAACAAGCGCUCUUGUUUUCGAAUUGGUUCAACGUAAGCAAGAAUUAAAGGAAGUUAGAAUUAAGUCCGCUGAAGCAACCACAAGUCAAAGGAAUUUUGUUGAUAUGGAAGACGAUUACAAAAAGAAGAUUGAUAGUUUGAACGUUCAAAUCAAGGAAUUGAAGCGUCAACAACUUGACUACAAUACUUUAAAAAAGCAAGCUGACCAACAAUCAAAGGAAUACAACAGAUUAGCUGAUGAACAUAAUGCUUUAGAGAAGAAGAAGAGUGGCACUAUUGAUGAAGUGAAGAAGGACAUUUGA
This is a messenger RNA of Mycotypha africana, 654 nucleotides long. Its product is annotated as B-cell receptor-associated protein 31-like-domain-containing protein. NCBI's taxonomy places the organism in Eukaryota, Fungi, Mucoromycota, Mucoromycetes, Mucorales, Mycotyphaceae. Gene Ontology annotation, cellular component: endoplasmic reticulum; endoplasmic reticulum membrane. Gene Ontology annotation, biological process: intracellular protein transport; endoplasmic reticulum to Golgi vesicle-mediated transport. The transcript has 8 exons. Bases 1 to 654 code for a protein of 217 amino acids. The record is from RefSeq and is a predicted model, not a curated record.